Messenger RNA from Vicia faba (fava bean), 1365 nucleotides. The record is from the annotation of a GenBank genome assembly. NCBI's taxonomy places the organism in Eukaryota, Viridiplantae, Streptophyta, Magnoliopsida, Fabales, Fabaceae.
AUGAGUACUUCUGCUGAAGCUUCCAACAAUGCUGAGAGAGCUUCUAACAAUGCUGAAGAUGUUCAGCCUCUUCAGAAUCAAGAACUGUUGAGACCCAAGAGAGCUCUCAGGCAGAGAAGGGCAAGAAGAAGAAGAAGGAUGCAAAGGCAGAUGUUCUGUUUCCGCGGCAUCCUCGACGAAUCAAUCGGCGAGGGAACCCAUUUCCUCAUCCCAUGGGUUCAAAAACCCUACAUCUUCGAUAUCAAAACCCGCCCCCAUACUUUCUCAUCAAUAUCCGGCACCAAAGAUCUUCAAAUGGUUAACCUAACUCUCCGAGUCCUCUCUCGUCCCGACACCGCGAAACUCCCUGUCAUCGUUCAAAACCUCGGUCUCGAAUACGACGAGAAAGUCCUCCCUUCGAUCGACACGACCGUGUAUGGAAAUAAUGAAACUAAAACAAGUAGUAAUGUUUAUGAAGCGAAUGUUUAUGAAUUGCUGAGGAAUUUGAGUGUGUUGGCGCCAAAAAACGGUGGAUUUUCUGUUGGGUUUGUUGAGAGGAAGAAUGUAACGGUGUAUGGUUUGGCUCAGUGUUGGAAGUUUGUUACUGGUGGUAACUGUCGGAGAUGUUUGGAGGAUGCGGUUACUAGGAUUGGUUCUUCGUGUAGGAAGAAAGAAGAUGGACGGGCUUUGAAUUCUGGUUGUUAUUUGAGGCAUUCACCACACAAGUUCUAUAACAAUUCAAGUAGUAAUGAUGUUGCUGCUGGAAAUCGCGGACACCGAAAAAUGGCUAUAAUAUUGGCUGCAUCUUCUGCUGUCUUGGCUCUUCUUUUGGUUACUGCAACAAUGGGUUUCUUUAUAAGAAAGAAUGUAAUGAGGAAAAGAAGAGAGAGAAAACAAUUUGGGACACUUUUGGAUACAGUGAAUAAAUCCAAGCUAAAUGUUCCAUAUGAAAUUCUUGAAAAAGCAACAAAUUACUUCAAUGAUGACAAUAAGCUAGGACAGGGAGGAUCAGGUUCAAUUUAUAAAGGAGUUAUGUCAGAUGGUAAUACUGUGGCUGUUAAAAGGCUUAGUUUUAACUCGACGCAAUGGGUGGAUCAUUUCUUCAAUGAGGUUAAUUUUAUUAGUGGAGUUCAUCACAAAAAUGAUGAGAGAAGAAAGAAUACUUACACGUCGGAGUCACUCCGCCAACGCUUCAAUCGUGAUUCAGGAGAGAGUGACGCUGCUAUAUUAAUUUCCGAGGCUACUGCUGCGGCUGGGAUGGGGUUGGUUGAGCUUAGGAGGAUUGAAGCUUCCAGGGAAGUUGCUGGAACGCUUGCGAAAUCGCCUAAUGUUACUUAUCUUCCUGGUGGAAACAACAUGAUGAUGGCUCUUAAUCCUGCUGGUUGA